AAAAUAAUCCAAACCGCUUCCCUUUCCCAGAUGCGCGUAGAGGCCAGUGACAAAGAUGUAGCACUUCCAGAACGCACAGAGCUCUCUCUGAAACUAAAAAUGGCGUUCGCUUAUCAGAAAGAGGUUUACUUCGUGGCUUAAAUCACUCCAUGUAUGACCAGGUGUGUAUAUUACUAUAUUUGCAAGUUUAGAAGUAUGGGUUAGGAAAGAGGAUGCUUCGUAUAUGGCAGUGAACUAUUGGUGUACUAUAGUUGGGGAAAGUUGUGAAGGAAGCAAUUGGACCAGACUAUGAUGUAAGAGCAGUCACGUCAUACUAUCAAUGAGCAGGAUGUUGAUUCUCAGAGGCUCGCCGUUUUUGGCUGGUAAAAUGUAAACAAGAACAAGCAGGGUAUCGUGAAUAAUCAGUUUUCACAGAUUCAGACCUUGAAGAGUGAUGCAGAUCCUGAUUGUGCUGUGCGGCUGAUCAAUAUAUAUUUGCUUGAUGUUGAAAGAAUGUUAUCAGAAUUGACAAGCCUCAGUGAUUUACCUGAUGUUGAUUUUUCCAAAUUGGCUACACUGGCUCGCAGUAUAGAGGAGAAAAGCUCAUUAGUUGGUGCGGAAAAUGUGAGAAGUGCAUGUGCUGAUCUCAUUCAGGCUUGCGAACGGAUGCACAAGCAAAAUUUCCUCCGAGCCCUAGGUUGGAUAAAGAAUGAAUUCGCUCAUACCCGAAACAAGUUGGACUCCUUUGUUCAGAUAUUGAUGCUAAACUACUGGACACAUUCUCAAAACUUGAAAAUGCACAAUUCUAUUUGUCAUUUUCGUUUUCCGAAGCAGUUCUUCAAAAACGAUUCUGUUAAAUGUUAUAAAACGAGCCCUAUUCUUCCCCCAGAUCGUGUUAGUGGUUUGAGAAUGGGGUUAUGGCAGCUGAACAAAGGGUAAAUAGGGGACAUUGCGCUUGAAAAAGCUUUGUAGCCUUGCAUGUUACGUUCAAUUUUUUCAA
Molecule: messenger RNA, 979 nt
Organism: Prunus dulcis (almond)
Lineage: Eukaryota; Viridiplantae; Streptophyta; Magnoliopsida; Rosales; Rosaceae
Product: histidine-containing phosphotransfer protein 1-like
Exons: 8
Coding region: 493-918 (141 amino acids)
Biological process (GO): cytokinin-activated signaling pathway; phosphorylation; phosphorelay signal transduction system
Cellular component (GO): nucleus; cytoplasm
Molecular function (GO): protein histidine kinase binding; histidine phosphotransfer kinase activity
Source: RefSeq, a predicted model, not a curated record